AUGACCGUCCCGCCGGUGAUGGAGCUUACGGAGGAGGAGAAAGAGGCCAAGCAGUACUUCAUACGUCUUUUUGCGGCCUUCAGCAAACCGUGCGAUGUUGGAACUGGGGCGGAUCUGGACACACGCCUGCCAGCCUGGUUCGAUGAGGCCAAAUUCAAACGCGGUCAAAAGUUCUACAGCGACAACCGGUUCGGUAUCCUACAGGCCAACUUCUGCAGUCUGCUAGUGCUGUUGGCCGAUCCGAAAGGGCUUCGCAUUCUGGAGCACACGAACAAGUCGAAUACGACGGAGACAGCCCGCAAGCGCUACAUAUCCACGUUUCUGCACAUGAGCGACUGGUACGAGUGUGAGCUGGUGCCGGGAUCAAAAUCAUGGAAAUCCCUGUCGCAGGUUCGCCGCAUGCAUCUGAGUGCCUCAAAUAGCGCCAAAAAGCGUAACCUAGGGUUCAUCAGCCAACCGGAAAUGGCGCUCACCACGUUUGGCUUUAUGGGAUUCCCGUUGGUGCGACCGCAUCUGCUCGGCGUUCGCUAUAACAAUCGCGAGGAUCGCGAAGCAUUCGUGCACUUUUGGGCGGUGAUCGGGUUUAUGCUCGGUGUUGAGGAUGAACACAACAUGUGUCUGUUCCGGCUGGAGGUGGUCGAGAUGAUCUGUCACGUUGUAAUCCGUUACGUGUUCGUACCUGCGCUCCAGCUCGAAACACAACUGCUCCGCCACAUGAUGGGUGCUAUCGUGGAUGCGUUCAUGCCCUACAUGCCGUUUCUCUCGUACGAAAGCAUCAUGUUUUUGACGCGUCGCCUUGUUGGCAUUCCUGGCUACCAGUACGCGCUGGACUUACAAAAGGAGUACAUCUGCCGACCGUUGCUAACGAAGGAGGAACUGGAUGCGACGCUGGAGUACAUAUCACCGCGGGACGGCUACCGCCAGGUGGAGGCGAUGUAUCGUGCGAUAUUCACUGAUAAGCUGCGGCUGUACACGGUCAAGGAGCUGCCGGAUGAGAUCAACCAGAACUACGUGGACACGGUACUGACAGGUGCCAACGGUACAUACACACAACUCCCAGUUGAAGAGGAGGGCAACCAUUCGCAGCAUAAAAAAUCUUCCGAACAUCAGUUGCGAGAGUUGUUAGGCUUAAAGCACAACCAAGAAUUGGUGGAGACGACGGUUGAGGACGAGCUCGAGUGGAACACGUACAGGAAUGAUAGCAAGCUAAAGCUUCUUCCGGACCGCGAUCAAACCAACAUUCGGUUGACGAUACAGUGUCUUAAUCUCUGUUACACCACGAUUGGACGCUUCACAAACGAAAUGGCCCUAUCGUUCAUACUUUACCGAUUGAAGCGCCUGCACGGAAAGUGA
Anopheles marshallii is the source of this 1353-nucleotide messenger RNA. RefSeq lists its product as uncharacterized. Gene Ontology annotation, molecular function: oxidoreductase activity. The record is from RefSeq and is a predicted model, not a curated record. The transcript is spliced from 3 exons. NCBI's taxonomy places the organism in Eukaryota, Metazoa, Arthropoda, Insecta, Diptera, Culicidae. Bases 1 to 1353 code for a protein of 450 amino acids.